Molecule: messenger RNA, 771 nt
Organism: Arabis nemorensis
Lineage: Eukaryota; Viridiplantae; Streptophyta; Magnoliopsida; Brassicales; Brassicaceae
Source: the annotation of a GenBank genome assembly
AUGGUGGAAGAUCACAAGCACGAGGAAUCGAUCUUAGAGAAGAUUGUUGAGAAAAUCCAUGGACAUGGUGACUCAUCUUCUUCUCACGAUUCCGAUGACGAUAAGAAAUCGACAUUGUCUUCUUCGUCUUUCAAAUCGAAGAUUUAUCGGCUUUUCGGAAGGGAGAAACCUGUUCAUAAGGUUCUCGGUGGUGGAAAACCUGCUGAUAUAUUCCUAUGGAGGAACAAGAAGGUAUCUGGUGGAGUAUUUGGUGCGGUGACUGCGUGUUGGAUUGUAUUCGAGUUAAUCGAAUACCAUUUCCUCACUUUCCUCUGUCACCUCUUUAUUCUUGCUCUUGCAGCAUUGUUCUUGUGGUCUAAUGCUUGUACCUUCAUUCACAAGGCAACACCUCAUAUACCGGAAGUUCACAUCCCCGAAGAUCCUGUUCUUCAACUUGCUUCUGGAUUAAGGAUUGAAGUCAACCGCGCCUUUGCCGUUCUUAGGAACAUUGCAUCAGGCAGAGAUAUCAAGAAAUUUAUCUUGGUAAUUGCUGGCUUGUGGAUUUUGUCCAUCAUUGGUAGCUGCUGCAACUUCUUGACAUUGUUCUAUAUUGCUACUGUUCUUCUCUUCACCAUUCCCGUGGUUUACGAAAAGUACGAGGAUAAAGUAGAUGCCUUUGGCGAGAAAGCGAUGAAGGAGAUCAAGAAGCAAUACGCAGUACUGGAUGAGAAGGUUUUGAGUAAGAUCAUAAGCAAGAUUCCAAGAGGAGCUCUGAACAAGAAGAAGGAUUAA